AUGUCAGCCUCCGAAGAGAGUGGGGCGGGCUCAGACUUUGAGCCAGAACGGGACCAAGAUGACUCUCCAGAUACUUCCCCUCAAAGACCGGUGCAACCUCCGAGACUAAAUACGCCACCUUCUCGAAAUUACCCAAAGCGAGGUCGGCCAAAGAAGGGGGCAAUGGCAGAACCGGAAACACCAGAGUCUCCUAGACGUUCUCAUGCAUCUCAGGACCAAGAUGCAUCACCAGCAGCUACAAACAAGGACGUACCACCGUCGCCAGCAAACUCGCAACCUAUCCACGCCGCGUUGCAACAACCUCCACCUGGGUUCAUCUUGCCAGCAGUCGGCCCAGGCGGUAUCCCAAUCAUCUUACCUACAGCACAAAACGGAACGCUGAGUGGCAACGAACGGGCGCACCUGUAUACACUCCUGAAGCAGUUGCCUAUUGGCUUCCCGGCGAGAGCUGAUGGACAAUCGGGUACCACCCCUGCCGCCCUCCCGUUUCCGUUCCCCAUGCACCCUGGUCUCCUCGCAGCCGCUAAUAUAGCAGAUGGCCCUCUUCCAUCUGCCCAUGAUGCAGAGGCCCCUCCUGAAGGCGAUUCGCCAGGCCGCGGCAGCACCUUUGGAUCCCCACACAAACCACGCCCCGAGCCAGGGUCGUCUGAAUGGGCACGGCAACGUAAAGACAAUCACAAGGAAGUCGAGCGACGGCGACGCGGAAACAUCAACGAAGGGAUCAACGAGCUCGCACGCCUCAUCCCUGCUGGACACGGAGAAAAGGCCAAAGGCGCAGUUCUUCAACGAGCGGUGGCGUACGUCAAAGAUCUGCAGGAGAAGGAGCAGAAGAAUAUUGAACGCUGGACGAUGGAAAAGCUGACGCAUGAGCAAGUUGUCGCCGAGUGGGCGUCGCGGUACAAGGCCACUGCGGAAGAUUUGGAAAAGGAAAAGAAGAAGACUUCGAGACUCGAAGCGGAAGUCAUAAGACUGAAAGCGCAUCUUGGCGAACGGGAGGAAGAUGAAUUGGCCGGUGAUGAAGAAGAGGAGGAUGACGAGGAGGAAAUCGACCUCGAACGACCGGCAAAGAGAAUGCGUGUGGCAUAA
This is a messenger RNA of Serendipita indica DSM 11827, 1086 nucleotides long. The record is from the annotation of a GenBank genome assembly. Lineage: Eukaryota; Fungi; Basidiomycota; Agaricomycetes; Sebacinales; Serendipitaceae.